UUCUCACUUUUAUGUUGUGUUUUUAUGCUCUUCACGUUUUCGCCUUUAGAGGAGAUUCUUUAGUUUUUGCUGUUGCUCUUCCAAUUCUUGCUGGAAUUGCUAUUUAUGCUGCUGUUAACUGGAAUAAAUUGGGAAUUUUUAUGAAUGAAUGCCAUGCAGAUAUAAUGGCAGCAAAUCUCUCAGUAUUGCAUACUAAAGGGGGCCAAGAAUAUUAUAUGAAAUUUCUUAGCAGAAACAGAAUAUUACGAGAUUUGCUUAGUGGAGGUGACAAAUUAUUUAGCCCUAUUGGAGAUGUAAAAAGGUCAAUUGCCAAAUAUGUUAAUAGAUAUGAUGGAAUUAAUGAUGUUUCGAGUAAUAAUGAUCAAUUAACUUUGUCUAUUUUAGGGGAUGAUUAUUCUUGA
This is a messenger RNA of Meloidogyne enterolobii, 401 nucleotides long. The record is from the annotation of a GenBank genome assembly. NCBI's taxonomy places the organism in Eukaryota, Metazoa, Nematoda, Chromadorea, Rhabditida, Meloidogynidae.